Molecule: messenger RNA, 819 nt
Organism: Prunus armeniaca (apricot)
Lineage: Eukaryota; Viridiplantae; Streptophyta; Magnoliopsida; Rosales; Rosaceae
Source: the annotation of a GenBank genome assembly
AUGGUGUAUUGUAGUACAUGCCUUUGGAAGAAUUUCUCAUAUGAUGUUCUUCCUUUAGUAAUUCCUUAUACUUGGAGGCCUUGUCUGCCAGUUCUGCCAAGUCUCCAAACAUCAUUCCAUCGAAUCUCUUCUCAGAGAAAUCUUGAAGGCAACCUAGGCCAUCUAGAUGAAAUGCAUUUCUUCCAUGGGAAUUCUGCACUUCAUUUUGAGCUUCCUAAACCUAGUGAUGAAAUCCUGGUCAAGUUCAUCUUCACUUUGUUGGGUAUUGAUAGGGAUGGGGUAGGAGUCAAUUGGAGUGAAAUAAUGACUCAAAUGUAUAAGUUAGCUGAAGUAAGUGUGAAAACAAACUACUAUGGUGCCAGGAAAAUGACCAAAGCACCCCUUCUCCUUCAGCUAUCUGAUUCACCAAGAGUUGUCAAUCUUUCUUCCAGCAUGGGAUCGUUAAAGCACAUACCAAAUGAAUGGGCCAAUGGGGUGUUAAGUGAUGCCGAGAAACUUACAGAAGAUAGAAUAGAUGAUGUUUUGAAUGAGUUUCUCAAAGACUUCAAAGAAGAUAUUCUAGAAACCAAAGGCUGGCCUACUUCCCUCUCUGCCUAUAUACUCUCAACAGCAGCCGUGAACGCAUUCACUAGAAUGAUGGCCAGGAAGUACCCAAACAUUUGCAUCAAUAGUGUUGUCAAAACAAAUAUGAACUUCAUCAAUAUUGGCAUGUUAAUAAGCAUUGCUAAAGGUGCUGAGAGUAUUGUGAGGUUAGCUUUGGUUCCAAAUGGCAGCCAUUUUGUCCUCUACUUCUAUUUACAAGAAGUCUCACCCUUUUGA